Tripterygium wilfordii is the source of this 1580-nucleotide messenger RNA. Its product is annotated as lissencephaly-1 homolog. Gene Ontology annotation, molecular function: protein binding; tRNA (guanine(46)-N7)-methyltransferase activity. Lineage: Eukaryota; Viridiplantae; Streptophyta; Magnoliopsida; Celastrales; Celastraceae. Gene Ontology annotation, biological process: RNA (guanine-N7)-methylation. The transcript is spliced from 3 exons. The coding region runs from base 451 to 903 and encodes 150 amino acids. The record is from RefSeq and is a predicted model, not a curated record. Gene Ontology annotation, cellular component: tRNA methyltransferase complex; nucleus; cytosol.
AAUGGGUGAUCCUGAAGGCCCAUGGCCUAGGUCAGUGACUUCCAUUGCACUCUGGAAGGGUGCUGCCCUAAGGUCUCCCCAAUGAGGGAGAGCCUACGUCAUAAUUUGUGGAAGAGGGGGCCUGCGUUCGCGCGGCCCCUAUCAAAUCUAGUGUAAAGUUAUUUUCUACAUAAUGGGCUCAUAUGUUCCUAUUAUUGGGCUUGAAAAUUGUCGACCAUAUUGGCCGAAGUCUAUAAUCGAAGACCUUUACCGAAAAUUUGAAAUUCGUCCCAGCGAUUAACAGAGAAGGCUGGGCUUCUUCUCCAUCGAAAAAAGCCACAGCCAAUUCGUUCAAAGCCCUGGAGACUAGAGUGGAUGUUGUAAAUUAGGAAACAAAAACCCCUUCAGUUGAGAACUGACAUUCUUAUUCUCUUCGUAAUCGUGGUCCGAGCUUUAACACGGAAGACACGUAUGAAAGAGGGAGAAGCCGAAAAGGGGCAUCGAAGUGGCUCCGGCACGUAUUGCCGUUCACCCGACCCAGAAUUCAGUUUCCAUUGCUGUUGGUUCAGACCUUCGCGUCUUCGAUCUCCGGCUGGAGAUUGCCCGGUAAAUUUGAUGGAUGAUUCUGAUGGGCCUUUGCAUAAUGAUUCUAUAAGAGCUAUUCGUUAUGGUGCCAGUGGGAAGCUUUUUGUAUCGGCCGGUGAUGACAAACUUGUCAAGAUUUGGUCUGCUGAGUCCUGGCACUGCAUUUGUACAGUGAACUCUGAGAAGAGAGUAACUGCAGUCGCAAUAAGCAAUGAUGAUCUAUAUGUUUGUUUUGCUGACAAAUUUGGAGUGGUUUCGGGUGUGGAUCUGCAUGGUCUUAAUGACAAACAAGCUUUAGUCAAUAUGAAGCCAGUAGCAAUGCUUGCGCACCCGGAAUAAGGCAACAGAGAAAAACAUAUAACAAACCAGAAAACUAGGGGAGAAGCAAAUAGAGGGGAAAGCUACUGCAGUUAAGAAACUACAAGAGAGUUGAGAACCCAAAAGGGCCAAAACAACUAGUGUUCGGUCCUAUUUCAAUUUCCACACCUUUACAUUGUUUUAAACUGUAAGCGUAAAGCAUAUCCCACAAACAUUCCCAACCAACCAUACAUAAAAGCAUUUAAGUUUAUAGAGCGGCAUAUAAACACUAUUCUACAAUCAUUCAGGUUUGACACCAUAAUGAAGGGGAGGUCGAGCUAAGAAGGUGGCAGUCCGUUGAUUUUUUAUUCUUCCUUCAGUGCGGUAAAAUUUGAACAUUGGAACAUUUCUCAUUCAAAAGGAAGCACAGAACACCAUUAGAGAUUUACAGGUACCAACAUCAAUGUUAUCAUAACAACAAAAUCAAUGAGGUAAAUUAGGCUACCAGAAUACAUAAAUGCCUCAACAAAUUUUAUUGUAAUGUAAAAACAAAAGAACUACCAUUGCAUUUGCAGUUUAGACACAGGAGGACAGCAGAAAAACACAACUGCUUUAGUUUCAACAGCACAUAUUCACUCCACUACUCUUUAAAGAGUGUGGUGCACAAGAUCUGACAGCCUCACUCACAUGUAGUAUUUUACCACAUACAAAAGUGAGGG